GUGUGUGUACGUGUGUGUAUGUGUGUCGUUGGACGUCACGUGAAGGGUGACAGGUGAACUGCUUGCCUGCCUAUUCGGCAUUGGCGGUAUCGUCGACGCCAAUUGCUUGCCAUGCGACGAAUAUGGUUGACACAAGCCAACCAUUAGCCCAACACCACACGCCAUCAGCAAAUCGAGUAGAGCUGUCACUUUAAAGUGUUUUUGAUACUCGACGUUAUUACGGUAAAAUAGCAGCCAACAUCAUCACCACCGACGUUAUCUACAUAUCAGCUUAGCCGGCGCCGAUUACUUGAAUUGCACUUCAGUAGCUUAUUAACGCAGAUCUCGUUUAUGAUAACUGCUGAGCCAAUUAGUGCAAGCGUCUAUCCACACCUAGCCUAUAGCUGCUGCUUCUCUCUGCAUUUACUUGUUAAAGUUCAAAUAUGACCGUUUCAUAUGCCGGUGAAGUGCCGAACGGUAGCAACUUUGGCUGUUUCUGGCGUAUUCUGUGGAAAUGGCGUGGCAGCGUUUACAAAUUGGUGUGGCGUGAACUAAUCGCAUAUUUAUGUCUAUAUUACACAAUAAAUUUAGUUUAUAGACUCGUUUUAAAUGAUCAACAGCAACAAAUUUUCAACAAAGUGCGCAUAUAUUUCGGCCAACAAGGCGAGAGCAUACCCAUGUCAUUUGUACUGGGUUUCUAUGUGAAUAAGGUGGUGCAGCGUUGGUGGGAGCAAUAUAGAUUAUUGCCGUGGCCCGAUACUUUGGCGUUAUUUAUUAGCGCUGCCAUACCGAACUCCACGGGUGGAGUUAAUAAUGAAACCGGACGCCUCAUGCGUCGCAACAUUAUGCGUUACAUGGUGCUCGCCUACGUCAUCACACUGCAACGCAUCUCAUUGCGUGUUAAGCGACGCUUUCCCACCACACAACAUCUCGUGGAUGCUGGUCUCAUGCACGAGUCUGAAUCGAAAAUUUUCGAUGCACUUAAUGCCAAAAGUCCCAUGUCCAAAUACUGGAUGCCGCUGGUUUGGGCCACGAAUAUUAUAAAUCGGGCACGUAAAGAGGGUCUGAUAGCAUCCGAUCACAUUGUACAAACAAUACUGAUGGAAUUGUCCGAUAUACGUAGACGUCUGGGUGGUCUGAUUGGCUACGAUACGGUGUGCGUGCCGCUGGUGUAUACGCAGGUUGUGACACUGGUGCUGUACACGUAUUUUAUAGCUGCGUUGGUGGGACGUCAGAUGCUGCCCAACAUGACCGAUGCCAAAGAUCCAGACUUGUACUUUCCGUUAUUUACGGUUCUGCAAUUCGUAUUUUAUGUAGGCUGGCUUAAAGUCGCUGAAGUAUUAAUAAAUCCGUUUGGAGAAGAUGAUGAUGAUAUUGAACUAAAUUGGCUUAUAGAUCGGCAUAUAAAAGCCGCCUACAUGAUCGUCGAUGAAAUGCACGAAGAGCAUCCAGAGUUAUUACGCGAUCAGUAUUGGGAAUGUGUAGUGCCGAAGGAGUUGCCCUACACUGUCGCUUCGGAACAUUAUCGUCGUGAAGAGCCCAAAGGUUCGGCGGAGAAUUACAAAAUAAAGAAAGAGGAUGCCAUGUACGCGAAUAUAGUACCCGGUGGCGGCAAACGUGGCCUGGUCGAUGAUGUUUAUGCGGAUUAUGAGAGCGUCGAUACGCCCAUGGUGGAGCGACGCAAACACAACUGGCUUCAAAGACAACUCUCACGCAUGGGCUCCAUUCGCAGUCAAUCUACCGCGUAUUCAUCAAGUGGUAUGGCUUUCAAUCGUAAUCGCCUAAAUUCCGUUUACUCUAGUCCUGAAUCUGGUAUACCGGUGAAUAUGUUGCAGCAGCAACAACAGCAGGCGCAACAACAACAGCAGCAGCAACAGCAGGGUCAAUCAACACAAAUGCAAUCGAAGCCAAGUUUUUAUGGAAAAUUUGUUAACCGUAGAUCGCAAAGAGCGCAGAAGCAGUUGAUGAAGCAAAAUUCGAAACUGAAUGGUCUCAAUGCGAAUAUUCCUAAGCCACGACCGCGCAUACCUACACCCGACGUCGCCAAAGAGUCCGCCGAAAGGGAUUAUAAUGGCACUAAAACCGUUAUUAUGACACCACAGUUGAGCACACAAACCUCUAUGUAUCCCUACACGAGCACCACCAAUCAGCAAGAUGGACCUGUUUUGGGCACACUUUUAUUAUCGCCCAUUAAAGAAAUGGAUAGUUCAUCUUCGAAUAAUACUCUGAUUCCAGGGCAUCCGACCACAACGGCAUUGGCACAAGCCAUUUUGCCAACCAAUCUGAAAGAUGUGAACUUCGGGGUGGCAUCACCGCCCGUCACCACCAAUAUCACACAUAUCAUGCCGGCAGGCACUUUGAAUAUUUUACCCAUAAGCGCUGCACAAAUGGCCACCAUUACAACCAGCGCCAGCGGCUUCGAUACUGGCGAACUCAUCACCACAACUCCUCUAUCUUUGUCAAUACAACGUUCACCCUCAAUGCGCUCCAUCAACGACUUCAAUGGUAAUGAGAAUGCAGAUGUGUCGCAUAAUUACACGGGUUCUGCUGGUAAUGGCGCUGGAGGUAGUGGUGGCGGUGGAGGUGGUGGUUUGGUAGCCACCACCAAUAAUGCGAUACUCACCAUAAAACCACUGAAUAGCGGUGCCAGCCUUUCGCGAAAUAACAGUUUUAAUGCCAACUUGAAUUUGGACUCAUAUGUGUUGGAGCGGAACGCUUCUGUGCGUUCAGCUGGGCAGCCGAACGGCAGUAGUGUCACUGAUGGCGCAAGCACAACGGUGACGCGUGAAGAGGGUCGCGGAGAGAUUAUCGGAGCGAGUGGCGCAUCGAUGCCGUCAACUUUGGCGAAACGUACACCAGAGCCUGCAAAAGGCACGAAAGAAGUGUAUGUGUGAGCGAGAAGGAAAAAGGUCAGCGUACACAGUUCUGAUAGCACACGAUAAGUUAACGGUGUCAUAAUUACGAGAAACGUUGGUACUUUGAUGGUGCCUUGAAUCUUUAAAAUGCAAUUGUGCUUCCUUGCGCCUUAGCUUUUUGUAGCAUACCUACAGGCGCAAUGUUUCUAAUGGUUUUUACCGCUAUCAAGUUUGCGAGUGUUGCCAGAUUUUUUGCAUGCAUAUGCAAACUAGGAAUGUUUAGUUGAGUGAAUAAAUAAAUAAAUUUGUAAAUAUGUCUGUAUGUAUAGUUUAGAUUUCAAACGUGUUUAGAGUAUAUUUUUUAGCAAAGCAUUUUUCUAUCUUAUUACCACUACAUUCACCCUUAAGCCAAUUGGGAAAAAAUAAUAAUCCAAAGUAUUCAAAAAUUAUAUUUUACUCGAAUUGUACAUAAGAUUGAUCAAACCUUUUUAUUAUUAUAAAAUACUUACUUUAAAAUCGUUUAAUUGCUGAGCUAUACAUUCCUCAAAGCUGUUUAAAAUACAGUGUUCCAAGUGUAGUUAAUUUUAAAAACAACUAUUACCGUUAUGAAGCAGUCCUACAUUGUGUUAGCUUUUUGAUUAAUAGCUUCUCAUACAUUUGUAUGUAUUUGUAAAGCUAAUAAAAAAUUUUAUUAUAUCGAAAUCUAUAAGUGGGAAGAAGUGUAAACUUGUAUUUAAAUUUAAAUAAUAUAAAUUAAUUAAAUAAAAUUUAUUAUAGAACGUUUAACAAUAUCUGUAAGUAUGCAAAUUGAAUCUCCAUAAAAAAUCUAAAACCGAAUGAAAUGUUUUGUGAUAUUUGCCAUGCAUACAAAUAUUUAUGUGUGUAUCUAAUGUAUCUAAUGAAAAAAAAGUAUCUAUAUAUACAUGUAUGUGUUAUAUAUUGUAAUUAAUUGUUAGUAGUAGAAUUGUUGAUCAAAUUAAAUGUUAUUAAUUUUUGUUUAGCCAUAUAUUAUAUUUUAAGAUAUAA
Molecule: messenger RNA, 3860 nt
Organism: Ceratitis capitata (Mediterranean fruit fly)
Lineage: Eukaryota; Metazoa; Arthropoda; Insecta; Diptera; Tephritidae
Gene: Best2
Product: bestrophin-3
Exons: 11
Coding region: 423-2873 (816 amino acids)
Molecular function (GO): chloride channel activity
Source: RefSeq, a predicted model, not a curated record